AAAGCAAAACCAAGCAAUGCAUAGUCCCUUCAUCAUCUUCACUCUCUCCUUUUCUCUCUCUCAUCUCAUCACAAUAUAAAAAGAAAAGUUCAUUGAAUGCCUCACCCACUCUCAUUUUCCUCUAUAUAAACCUUUCUUUCUCCCCAUUCAUUUUCAUUUCUCAAAUCCUUUCUCUGUUUUUUUCUCUAUUUCUUUAAGCCAUGUCCAAGGCCAUCAAUCUUGAAGAUAUUAAAAAUGAAGCUGUUGAUCUGGAAAACAUUCCGAUUGAGGAAGUGUUUGAGCAGCUGAAAUGUUCUCGAGAAGGUUUAACAUCUCAGGAAGGAGCGGACAGGCUCCAAAUUUUUGGUCCCAACAAGUUAGAAGAGAAGAAGGAAAGCAAACUUCUCAAGUUUCUUGGGUUUAUGUGGAAUCCUCUGUCAUGGGUCAUGGAAGCUGCAGCAAUCAUGGCCAUAGCACUUGCUAAUGGAGAUGGGAAGCCACCAGAUUGGCAAGAUUUUGUUGGUAUCGUUUGUCUGUUGGUUAUCAACUCUACUAUCUCCUUCAUAGAGGAGAACAAUGCUGGAAAUGCUGCUGCUGCUCUUAUGGCUAAUCUCGCUCCAAAGUGUAAGCUGCUUAGGGAUGGACGAUGGGGCGAGCAGGAUGCUUCAUUAUUGGUACCUGGAGAUAUUAUCAGCAUAAAACUUGGUGACAUUGUCCCUGCUGAUGCACGUCUUCUUGAAGGUGAUCCCUUGAAGGUUGAUCAAUCUGCCCUUACCGGAGAAUCACUUCCUGUUACAAAGAAUCCCGGGGAUGAAGUUUUCUCUGGUUCAACAUGCAAACAAGGUGAGCUUCAAGCUGUUGUGAUUGCCACCGGUGUCCACACCUUCUUUGGUAAGGCGGCCCACCUUGUCGACAGUACCAACCAAGUUGGUCAUUUCCAGAAGGUUCUUACCGCCAUUGGUAACUUCUGUAUCAUCUCCAUUGCGGUGGGUAUGCUAGUUGAAAUCAUCGUGAUGUACCCAAUUCAGCAUCGUAGAUAUAGACAUGGAAUCAACAAUCUGUUGGUUCUCUUGAUUGGAGGCAUUCCAAUUGCCAUGCCUACAGUGUUGUCUGUGACUAUGGCCAUUGGGUCCCAUAGGUUGUCUCAACAAGGAGCCAUCACAAAGAGGAUGACUGCCAUUGAGGAAAUGGCCGGUAUGGAUGUCCUUUGCAGUGACAAGACCGGUACCUUGACUCUCAACAAACUGAGUGUUGACAAGAACUUGAUUGAGGUAUUUUGCAAAGGUGUGGACAAGGAACAUGUCCUUCUCCUUGCUGCAAGGGCCUCACGUGUUGAGAACCAAGAUGCUAUAGAUGCUGCAAUGGUUGGAAUGCUUGCUGAUCCCAAGGAGGCUCGUGCCGGAAUUCGGGAGGUACACUUUUUCCCAUUCAACCCAGUGGACAAAAGGACCGCAUUGACUUACAUUGAUUCCAAUGGCAACUGGCAUAGAGCAAGUAAAGGUGCUCCUGAGCAAAUGCUUGACUUGUGCAAUUGCAAGGAAGAUGUAAGGAAAAGGGUUCAUGCUGUGAUCGAGAAGUUUGCUGAACGCGGUCUCCGUUCAUUGGGUGUUGCACGACAGGAAGUGCCUGAAAAGAGCAAAGAUUCUCCUGGUGGACCUUGGCAAUUUGUUGGUCUGUUGCCGCUUUUUGACCCACCAAGACAUGACAGUGCUGAAACCAUCCGCAAGGCACUCAAUCUUGGUGUCAAUGUUAAGAUGAUUACCGGUGAUCAACUUGCCAUUGCAAAGGAAACUGGUAGAAGACUUGGUAUGGGAACAAACAUGUACCCAUCUGCCGCUCUGCUUGGCCAAGACAAAGACUCAUCCCUAGGUGCCCUACCAGUUGAUGAGUUAAUCGAGAAAGCUGACGGUUUUGCCGGAGUUUUCCCAGAACAUAAAUAUGAAAUUGUCAAGAAGUUGCAAGAGAAGAAGCACAUUGUUGGUAUGACUGGAGAUGGUGUCAAUGAUGCUCCUGCGCUGAAGAAGGCAGACAUCGGUAUUGCAGUCGAUGACGCAACUGAUGCUGCAAGAAGCGCUUCUGAUAUUGUUCUCACCGAACCUGGUCUUAGUGUCAUCAUCAGUGCUGUGCUUACCAGUAGGGCUAUCUUUCAAAGGAUGAAGAACUACACCAUUUAUGCAGUCUCCAUUACAAUCCGUAUUGUGCUCGGGUUUAUGCUCAUCGCUUUGAUAUGGAGAUUUGAUUUCUCUCCAUUCAUGGUUCUGAUUAUUGCCAUCUUGAAUGAUGGAACCAUCAUGACUAUCUCUAAGGAUAGAGUGAAGCCAUCUCCGAUCCCCGACAGUUGGAAGCUCAAGGAAAUCUUUGCAACUGGAGUUGUUAUUGGAAGCUACCUUGCCUUGAUGACGGUCAUUUUCUUCUGGGCAAUGAAAGACACUGACUUCUUUUCUGAUAAAUUUGGAGUAAGAUCCUUGAGAGACAGUCGCUAUGAAAUGAUGGCGGCUCUAUAUCUCCAAGUUAGUAUUAUUAGUCAGGCCCUCAUUUUCGUCACCAGGUCUCGCAGCUGGUCUUUCGUUGAACGUCCUGGCAUGUUGUUGAUGACUGCUUUCUUGAUCGCUCAGCUGGUGGCAACUCUAAUUGCUGUAUAUGCUGACUGGAGUUUUGCCGAGAUCAAAGGAUGUGGAUGGGGAUGGGCUGGUGUUGUUUGGCUCUUCAACAUUGUUUUCUACUUCCCACUUGACUUGAUCAAGUUUGCCAUCCGUUAUAUCUUGAGUGGAAAGGCAUGGCUCAACUUGUUUGAGAGCAAGACUGCAUUCACCACCAAGAAAGAUUACGGAAAAGAAGAAAGAGAAGCUCAAUGGGCUCUUGCUCAAAGAACUCUACACGGACUUCAAGCACCCGAGUCUUCAGCUCCUCUUUUCAACGACAAGAACAGCUACAGGGAACUCUCCGAGAUUGCUGAGCAAGCCAAAAGACGUGCUGAAGUUGCAAGGCUUCGUGAGUUGCACACACUCAAAGGACACGUUGAGUCAGUGGUGAAGCUCAAGGGUCUCGACAUUGACACAAUCCAACAAAACUACACCGUCUGAUAAACGAGACAAAUUGACUUGUGAAUGAGCAACAAAGAGAUGAAAAGCCCUCCUCGAACGUGUGUUUUGUAGCUAAAGACGAAGAUGUUUACUAAUUGAGUGAUAAAUGAAGGGCAGGGCCUAAACUAAAGUGAAAGAAGGGCACUUAGUACAUGUAUUGCAGAAUUUUGUGCUAGAAUAUUAUGGAGAACAUUUAAUUUUUUUUACGCCAUAAAAGUGUCUCCUAAACAGCCCAAAAUUUUUUCCUGCACAAUGCAUGAAAGUGCUGAGACAAAGCCCUUCUUGUUAGAAUAUUGUGGAUAGGAUUGUGUCUUUUUAAUUUUCCUCACCUUCUUUUGUAGCUGGAAAGCUACUGUGGUUCUUACAUAAAUUCCAAUGAUAAAGAAAUUAUCUUCCUUC
Amaranthus tricolor (Joseph's coat) is the source of this 3461-nucleotide messenger RNA. RefSeq names its product plasma membrane ATPase 4-like. Gene Ontology annotation, molecular function: P-type proton-exporting transporter activity; ATP binding; ATP hydrolysis activity. The transcript has 16 exons. NCBI's taxonomy places the organism in Eukaryota, Viridiplantae, Streptophyta, Magnoliopsida, Caryophyllales, Amaranthaceae. Gene Ontology annotation, cellular component: plasma membrane. Gene Ontology annotation, biological process: regulation of intracellular pH; proton export across plasma membrane. The coding region runs from base 201 to 3062 and encodes 953 amino acids. The record is from RefSeq and is a predicted model, not a curated record.